UUUAAGCUCUGGCGUUCUCUCUCGGUCUGUUUUUUCAUCAUCAUCAACGUCAAAGAGCUUCAUAAUUUCGAUCACCGAUUAAAGAGGAAACAAAAAUCAUCCGCCGUGGGAGUUGCUUUCCGGCGUAGACGGAGCAGUUUUUGCCCUCGAAAAAUCUCGUGUGUAUAUACAUACUUUUUUCCUUAUCGUGCUUGGAAAUUCGCGAGUCUUCGUCUUGCAACGCUAAGGAGGGUUUUGUGUUAAAUCUCCAUCAAAGCUGAUAAAUGAUAAAUGGGAAAUCGUGGCCAAAAGCGUACUGAAAUGGUGGAUGGUUUACCGGCUGAUAAACGGGCAUGCAGUUCAUUGGAAUUCAGACCAAGUUCAUCUAGUUCGUCUAUGAAAAUGCAUGUGACAUCCACAAAUUCAAGUCCUGGCAUCCAUGACAAUGAUAUGGACACUUCAUCAUCUGCUUCUGCUUCUAGCCGCUCAGAGGGAGAACAUGAAAAGGAUUCGGCCUAUGGGUCUUGUGAUUCUGAUGAUGCAGAGCAAAAACAUAGUGAUCUUCGGAAUUAUCACAGGCAAAGAUCAUCUAGCGAUCAUGGACGAUUUAAAAGGAUUUUGUCAAGCUUGGGUGAAGAAUCUGAGCCAUCUGCACAAUUAGCAUUGCUAACGGAGCUAUGUGAGGUUUUAUCAUUCUGUACGGAGAAUUCACUUUCGAGCAUGACAUCAGAUUCGUUAUCUAUAAUCCUUGUAAAGCUGGUGAAACUUGAUAGUAACCCGGAGAUAAUGCUAUUGGCUAUAAGGGCGUUAACUUAUUUAUGUGACGUUUACCCUAGAUCAUCUAGUUUUCUAGUUCGCCAUGAUGGAGUUCCUGCCCUCUGUCAGAGGCUAGCAGCUAUUGAGUACAUGGACGUUGCUGAACAGUGUUUGCAAGCAUUGGAGAAAAUAUCACGGGAACAACCCGUUGCAUGCUUAGAGGGUGGUGCGGUUAUGGCUGUUUUAAAUUAUAUUGAAUUCUUUUCUACUAGCAUACAAAGGAUUGCUCUUCGCACUGUGGUGAAUGUCUGCAAAAAACUUCCUUCUGAGUGUCCACCUACUUUGAUCGAUGCUGUUCCUAUACUAUGUAAUCUCCUUCAGUAUGAGGAUCGGCAGCUGGUGGAGAAUGUGGCUCUAUGCAUGAUUAAAAUAGCUGAGUGUGUCAAUCAAUCCUGCGAGCUUCUGGAUGAGCUCUGUCAGCAUGGGCUGAUUCAACAAGCCAUUCACCUUAUAAAUUUGAAUAGCCGAACUACUUUGUCCCAGACCAUUUACAAUGAUUUGCUUGGAGUACUUGUCAAAUUAUCUUCAGGAUCAAUUGUUGCUUUCAAAACCCUUUAUGAGCUAAACAUUAGCAACACUUUGAAGGACAUAUUAUCUGCUUACAAUCUCUCGCAUGGAAUUUCUUCUUCAUGUGCAGUAGUUGAUGGGCAGCGGAACCAGGUGUGUGAAGUCCUGAAAUUGCUUAACGAGCUUCUCCCUACGAGAGAUGCAAAUGCAGAACAACCGUCUGAAAAAGUAUCUUAUUUAGACAGUAAUCCUAAGCAACUGCAGAAGUUUGGCUUGGAUAUACUUCCUUUGCUAGUUCAGGUGGUUAGUUCUGGUGCGAACUUGUAUGUUUGUUGCAGCUGCCUAACUAUUAUCUACAAGUUUUCCUGUUUGAGUGAAUCUGACAUGCUUGUUGAGUUGCUUCAGAAUGCCAACAUUUCUAGUUUCCUCGCUGGAGUGUUUACUCGAAAAGACCAUCAUGUGCUGAUAUUAGCUUUAAAGAUCACUGAGAUUAUCCUGCAGAAGCUCUCUAUUACAUUUUUGAAAUCAUUCGUUAAGGAGGGUGUCUAUUUUGCAAUUGAUGCACUAAUAACUCCGGAAAAGUAUAAACAGUUGAUUUUCCCAGUGUAUACUGGUGUCCAACCAUCAUUUGGUUCAUGUCAGAAGUCUUCAAGAGAUAAUACGAGGUGCCUAUGCUAUGCAUUUUCAAGUGGUUGUUUCUCCUCAGCUACAGAAACAGGCAGCUGCAAGCUUGACAUGGAUUCUGUAUAUAAUCUUGCAAGGCACAUAAGAACCAAUUAUUUUGCUGAAGAAUUAUGCGACACUGAUAAAGGGUUGACUGAUAUUCUUCAGAAUCUUCGAACUCUUUCUGGUUCCUUAGAUGAUCUACUGAACUUGUCCUUAAUCAAGGACACUCCAGCUCAGAAUGAAGACAAAUUUUAUGCUCUAUUGGUUGAGAUUAUGUCAAAGCUUAAAAGUGGCGAGCCCAUAUCGACCUUUGAAUUUAUUGAAAGUGGAAUUGUCAAGUCAUUUAUAAAUUACUUAACUAAUGGGCAGUAUCUGAGGGAAAAGGGAGAUCCGCAAACUAUAUCUAGACAAUUCUCAAUUAUGGAAAGAAGAUUUGAGGUUUUUGCAAGGCUACUCUUAUCCAGUUCAGACCUUCCUUCUACAAACUUGCCACUUUUGGUAUUGAUAAGGAAAUUACAAAUCUCACUGUCAUCUCUAGAAAACUUUCCUGUUAUUUCUAGCCAGGGAUUCAAACACAGGAACUAUUUUGCUGUGGUCCCAAAUGGACGGUGCAUACCACAUCCUUGUGUGAAAGUUCGGUUUGUGAGAGGAGACGGGGAAACAGACCUCUGUGACUAUUCUGGGGAUGUCCUGACUGUUGACCCCUUUUCUAUGUUGAAUGCCAUUGAAGGGUUUCUAUGGCCCAAAGUUAGCUCAAAAAGAGCUGAGCAGUCCUCUGAAGCAGAUAGCCUGAGGGACCAUCAAAUCAAAAUGCUAUCAAAUGUAUGUUCUAGUUUGGGUGUUAACCCAAGACUAGUGGUGUCUGACAGCAUGUCCACAGAUUUACCUGAAAUUCAGGGAUUUGCAGAAGUCAGCACUGAUGUGAAAUCACAGUGUUCUUCAUCCUGCAGCAAGAAAGACAUGAAGCCCAAAUUGUUACUUUUUCUUGAGGGGAAGCAGCUGGAGCCCACCUUUACACUUUAUCAGGCAAUUCUCCAACAACACAUCAAAGAAGAUGAAACCAUUUCUGGUACAAGAGUAUGGAGUCAAGUAUAUACAAUAACAUAUAAAAGUGCUGGAGAAGUAGAGGACCACAGUUCAAAUAAAUGCUUUUCUGCAUCAGACAAGGCUGCAACGUUGCAGUUUUCUUCAUUUUUCUAUGGCAUUCUAAACUGUGUGCUGCCUUCUGACUUGGCAAAAGAAAUUCCUGCUUAUGAUGUUUUAUUUCUUCUAAGGAGCUUAGAGGGCAUGAACAAAAUGGCAUUUCACAUUAUGUCACAUGAAAGGAUUCGUGCUUUUGCAGAAGGGCGAAUUAAAACCUUGGACAAUAUAAAGCUAUCAGUUCCUUCAGUGUCGCAGAAUGAAUUUGUAAACAGCAAACUGACUGAAAAACUUGAACAACAGAUGAAGGACUUUUCUGCUGUAUCCAUCGGUGGUAUGCCUUUAUGGUGUAAGGAACUUAUGGAUUCAUGCCCUUUCUUAUUUAGUUUUGAGGCAAGACGCAAGUACUUUCGGAUAGUAGCAUUUGGCAUGCAGCAACACCAGCCAUAUGUAAGAUCAUAUAGUGACUUGGGGACCUCGAACGACUUACGAUCAAGUUCUGGUGGCUUGCCUCGUAAGAAGAUAUUAGUUCACCGCAACCAAAUUUUGGAUUCUGCUGCCAAAAUGAUGGAUCAGUAUGCACAUCAGAAGGUACUCCUUGAAGUGGAAUACGAUGAAGAAGUUGGCACUGGACUUGGUCCAACAUUGGAAUUCUAUACUCUUGUCAGUCGUGAGUUUCAAAAGUAUGGCCUUGGAAUGUGGAGAGGGGAUCAUAAUGCAUUUGUGUCCAGAAAGAGCCUGAACAUCGAGGAUAGGGAAACUAUUGAAUCUCCAUUUGGAAUUUUCCCCCGCCCAUGGCCAUCAACUCUGGAUACUGAUGAGCAACAUUAUAUCGAAGUAAUUAAAAAAUUUGUACUCAUGGGACAAAUUGUGGCAAAGGCCAUUCAAGAUGGAAGGGUUAUGGAUAUCUACUUCUCCAAAGCCUUCUAUAAACUUAUACUUGGGCAGGAGGUCAGUAUAUAUGAUAUCCAAUCAUUUGAUCCAGAGCUUGGAACCACUCUGCUGGAGUUUCAAGCUCUAGUCAACAGAAGUAAACUAUUGGAAUCUUCCUAUGGAGAAAACUCGCCGUCAAAACUUGAGUUUUGUUAUCAUAAUACCAAAAUUGAGGAUCUUUGCCUUGAUUUUACUCUUCCUGGUUAUCCUGAUUAUCUCCUGAUUUCUUCUCAUGAUCAUUCAAUGGUAAACACAAAAAAUUUGGAGGAUUAUGUCUCUCUUGUUGUAGAUGCUACAUUAAGUUCUGGAAUCUCAAGACAAAUAGAGGCAUUUAAAUCUGGAUUUAAUCAGGUUUUCCCCAUAGAACAUCUUCAAGUUUUUACUGCAGAAGAAUUAGAGCGUUUAAUAUGUGGAGAACAGGACUCUUGGGCUUUGAAUGAGCUCCUUGACAAUAUGAAGUUUGACCAUGGCUAUACGUCCAGUAGCCCCUCCAUUAUUGAUCUGCUUGGAAUUAUUGAAGAGUUCAACAAUGAACAGCGACGAGCAUUUCUACAGUUCGUGACCGGGGCACCAAGGCUUCCUCCCGGGGGCUUUGCAUCUCUCAAUCCGAAGUUGACCAUAGUCCGAAAGCACUCCAGCAAUCUGGUUGAUGCUGAUUUACCAAGUGUGAUGACCUGUGCAAACUAUCUCAAGUUGCCACCUUACUCCUCAAAGGAGAUCAUGAAAGAGAAGCUCGUAUAUGCCAUAACAGAAGGGCAAGGCUCGUUUCAUCUUUCAUAGCCUCAAAUUUGUGUCUAUCUGUAAAAAGUGGAAUUGGUAAAUGGUAAUUAUAAGAGUAGUAAUAGCUGGUGUGUAGAUAAAAGGAUGAAAAUGGAUGGAGAGGGAGCAGAUUAUGGUUCUUCUUCUAAAUCUGGUGGGUAAGUUUUUAAUGUACAUAACUGGUGGUGUACAUAGAAUGGAAAAAGGUUGUACAGGAAAUGGAGGGUUUUAGAUUUAUUGGCAUGGACUCCCAUUUUACUUUUAAACCCAUGCUCACAUUGUACAUAUUUUCAUAGUAAAUUAACUCGUCUGCUCUUUUUUUU
Molecule: messenger RNA, 5123 nt
Organism: Momordica charantia (bitter melon)
Lineage: Eukaryota; Viridiplantae; Streptophyta; Magnoliopsida; Cucurbitales; Cucurbitaceae
Gene: UPL4
Product: ubiquitin-protein ligase 4
Biological process (GO): protein polyubiquitination; proteasome-mediated ubiquitin-dependent protein catabolic process
Molecular function (GO): ubiquitin protein ligase activity
Source: RefSeq, a predicted model, not a curated record